Anolis sagrei ordinatus is the source of this 2914-nucleotide messenger RNA. It is a transcript of the gene TMEM183A, whose product is annotated as transmembrane protein 183A. Gene Ontology annotation, biological process: regulation of protein stability. Gene Ontology annotation, molecular function: protein binding. Gene Ontology annotation, cellular component: SCF ubiquitin ligase complex. The record is from RefSeq and is a predicted model, not a curated record. Lineage: Eukaryota; Metazoa; Chordata; Lepidosauria; Squamata; Anolidae.
AUGUUCCCCUCUUCUCGCGAGAGUUGCCUGAACGUGAGUCCGUGGCACCGGCCGGAGCCGGGAUGGCCCCUGGCCUGCUCCGCAGAGUCGCCGAAUGGGAUUUCGCGGCUCCCAGGCCGGCGCGGGGAUGGCGCCCCGAGACCGGCCGGUAGCGACGCCCCUUCCUCCGGCCAUGCGCAAGCGAGGGGCCCGGAAGCGCCUCAAGUUCCGGGCCGGCGACGUCUGCUUGGAGCGGGUGACCGUGGCUGACUACGCCAACUCGGACCCCGCUGUGGUAAAGUCCGGGCGCGUCAAGAAGGCCGUGGCCAACGCCGUCCAGCAGGAAGUGAAAUCAUUCUGUGGUUUGGAAGCAUCUUGCGUACCUAGUGAUGAAGUAUUAUCAGUGGCAGAGUCCUGUGGCAGUAGCGAUGAAGUGGAUUCUAAGGAUUCUAUUAAUGAUAGAGUAUCGUCUAGAAAAAAGAAAAGCAAGAGGUGUAAAGAAAAUUCUGAUGGAGAGGUAGGCAGAGAAUAUCCUAUCGAUAUUUGGUUGAUGCUGGCAUCAUACAUACGUCCAGAAGACACUGUGAAUUUCUCUCUAAUUUGUAAAAGAGCUUGGACUGUCACUUGCACUGCUGCCUUUUGGACCAGACUGUACAAAAGGCACUACAAUAGGAAUGCUACCCUCCCAAUCCGCUUGCAGCCAGAGUCAAUGGAGAAGAUGUACUGCCUUCGUGCAUGUGUAAUUCGGUCUUUAUACCAUAUGUACAGACCUUUUGUUUCUCACAUAGCCAGAAGCCCAGCUAUUCCAGAGACAACUCCAAGCACUCUAAAAAAUUCAAAAUGUCUGCUUUUCUGGUCAAGAAGGGUUGAGCAACAGUCUUCACGGUGGGAAUUCAGCUUCAAAUUACAAAGGCAGGCUCCGAAGUUCAAGAAUACCUGUUUGAAACGUCUCCAGCCACCUCUCCGAUACGAAGAUGUCCACAUAAACCCUGACCAAGACUGCUGCCUACUGCAGAUCACUACCCUUGACUUUAUAUAUAUUCCUAUAGUGAUGGGCAUGACAGUUACCUUGUUCACAAUAAAUGUAAGCACUGAUAUGAGGCAUCACAGAGUGAAGAUGGUUUUCCACGAUUCCCCAGUUUGGAGUGGCAAGAAACAAAGAUUUGACCAUGGAGUGCAAAUCGUAAUGGACCCUGUGCAUAGUGUGCGUCUUUUCGAUUGGUGGCAUCCACAGUUCCCCUCUUCACACUUCUGAGACAUCCCACGUAAUUUACAUAAUAUGAACUGGAAAAAAAACCUUCAGGAACUUAAUUUUAUUUUUAGACUAUAUUCUAUACUAUCGACAUAAAUGACUGAACUUGAUAGUCCAGCCUGUGCAUAUUUGAUCACAAGUGUGAAGAAAACUGUUGUAAUGAAGUUACAUAAACACUUACUACGUUUUAUGAUCUGAGGGGAAAUUCAACUGAUUUUUUCUAUUGUUAAUUAAAGUUAUCCUAUAUUCUCCUUUGAAAGUGAAUGAAGGUAGAAAGAUUAAAAGUUCUGAUACUACUGAUAUGGUAGAAUGAUGUUGAUAGCUGAAAGAUUCUAGUGUUUUAAGCAUUCCUCAUUCUAGUUCUGUGUAAGAAAACAUCAGAUAAUACAGGAUUAACUUUUUCUUACAUAGGGACACUUCGGGGUCUUAAGGAUGUAGCUCACUAACUGUCUUGGGGGAAAGACAAAGUAGUCCUUAGAACUAAAUUUAUAGAAAUUUAUUUCAGAUUGCUUAGUGUUAGGAAAUUACUAAUUACAAUGAUACCAGGUUUUCCUAUUCUGGUAAUCAAAUGUGGGCAACCAGUUUCUGCCUGCCAUCCUCUAACAUCCUGCCUCUAGAUACCCCCCAAAAUGCAAACUAUCAAUUGCUGCUGCUAGACUGCUAGCAAGAAAACUCUUCCUCUUGCAUUAUGUUUCCCAGCAGAAUCAAUCCUCAGCCAGAGAAGAUGCUAUAAAUGCCUUGUGGAAGGGAGAUCUAAGCUUCCCUUACACCCCAGUGCCACUUGUGUAUGCGCGCACAUGUAUACAUGCAGCUGUCUCAGUCCUUGCAAAUAUCAGCUGUUAAUUAAACUUGUAUAUAGAUUAAUACUGGGUUGCACCCAGAAUUAAUCAUGCUUAGAGUAAAACCAUUAAAAUCAGUAAGGUAAUUUGGUCAUUAGUAUUUGCCAUAUUUAUUUCAAAAACAUCUAAAUCUGGCUCCAGCCUACUUAUUGCAGUAACUGUCUCUUUACCGUAUUGCCGAAGGCUUUCAUGGCCGGAAUCACUGGGUCGUUGUAGGUUUUUUCGGGCUAUAUGGCCAUGUUCUAGAGGCAUUUCUCCUGACGUUUCGCCUGCAUCUAUGGCAAGCAUCCUCAGAGGUAGUAAAGUGACUCUUUACCCUUUUCACUUUCAUUGGGCCCACAUAUAAAUGUGAUAUAACUGUUUCUUGUCUAUAUCACAGGCUGCUUUUGUACUUUCCUAACACCAAGGAAUCAUGCCAGUUUUCUUAUUUAGGUAAUUGGAGGAAUUCUUUCUACCUGGCUAGCUUUCUACAGGAUUUCUGAGUCAGGUACUUUUUCAACAGAAAAGGAAACCUUGAUUUCUCCCCACUGGCUUUGUCCAUCUAGUAGGGAGAAAUGUUAUUAUGUGCUUUCUAGUCAUUUCUGGUUUAUCGCAACCCUAAAGCAAAGUUAUCUGAAGAUGCAUUGAGAUUGGGUUUGGCUUUGCUUUCCUCUGAGGCUGAGAGAGUGACUUGCUCAAGAUCACUGAAGUUUUGUCAUUUAGUGUGGUCUUGGGUCUUCAUGUUUGUGUGGUGUAAAAAUGAUACAGAUGGGUAAAACAGUCACUCAGCAUGGUGCUAUGGUACACAAUUCUUGAGGAAGAGUUAAUGUAUUAAUUUGAAAUGUUAUAAAUAUUUUUAUAUGAA